AUGGCUAGAAGAAGACUUAAAAUAACAAAAUCAGAAUUGUCAAGAAUAAAAGAUCGUUUUAACGGCUUCUUAAAAGGAGAUAUACAAAUUCCAGCAGACGAAGCAUUUACUAAAGCUAUUGAAUCUUAUUUUGAAGUCUUUCUAAAAUCGGAAAGAGUUGCUAAAGUAGUCCAAGCUGGGGGAUUUGCCGCAAAUGAUUUUAGAGAAGUUUUUAGAUGUAAUGUUGAAAGAAGGAUUAGAUCUUUGCCUGAAAUUGAUGGAUUGAGUAAAGAUACAGUUUUGGCUUCUUGGAUGGCCAAAUUUGAUUUAAUAAUGAAAUGUGAUGAUGAUACUGUACAGACAAAACAAAAUAGAGGUAGAUUGAGAGGGGCAAAUCAAGUUAUUGCAGACGUUAUAAUGAGUAAAGAGCAACUUUAUGAUAUGUUUCAGCAAAUUUUAAAUAACGCCCUUCAAUUGGAUAAUCCUGAUGAACAGGCUGCGGCCAUUCGAAGGGAGGUAGCAACGAGAGAAGAAACUUUGAGGGAUAUUCCAAGGUUAAAACGGGUAAUGCCUAAAUUCGUCGUAAAAGAUAUGGAUACACUUUUUAUUGACGAAGUUCGCCAGUCUAUUAAUUUGCUCAUCUCAAAUCUAGAGUCUGUGCCUGUAGCACCAAGGCAAACUUUGGGGAGGAAAAAGGAAAAGAAUAAAAGUUCUAGGUAA
Meloidogyne enterolobii is the source of this 699-nucleotide messenger RNA. The record is from the annotation of a GenBank genome assembly. NCBI's taxonomy places the organism in Eukaryota, Metazoa, Nematoda, Chromadorea, Rhabditida, Meloidogynidae.